CUCUGUAAAUGUCAAAUGUGAUAUUUUGAAAAAUUAUUUAGCAUUAAAUUAUUAAGUGUAAACAUUGUGAAAAUUUUAUAAGAUUUUAGAACAUGAUAAAUACUAUUGUAUAAUAAAUGAAAAUGAGCGAGACAUCUGAAAUACAAAAUAAGGAUAUUGGACCGGGAGUCAUAACAGAGCAAGAACGUGAACUGGCACAAAAUGCAUUAUCUGAAUUUCAAAAAGGAGCAUAUGCUAAUUGUUUGUCAUAUUUAAACAAAUUAGAAACUCUUAGGCCCAAAGAUUUAAAAGUAAUGCAUAAUAAAGUUGUAGUAGAAUGUUAUAAAAAUGAUCUGAAAAAAACAGAAUUAUUAAGAAAAAGUUUAAAUGCAAUUUGUGGACAAAUGUCUACAAUUGAUUCUACUGAAACUAUAGAUGACAUUGAGAAAUGUGUUAUGAGGUAUAAUCAAGCAGUCUUAUUAUAUCAUACAAAACAGUAUAAUGAUGCACUUCAAAUUGUGAAUAGAUUAUUUGCUUUUAUAGAACCUAUGGAGGAAUCACUAGCACAUAAAGUAUGCCUUCUUUUAAUAGAAUUACACAUAGUAACAGAACAACCAGAUGCAGCAUUGUCUUUAAUUAAUUACAUAGAAAGUCAACUUAUAUCCACAGACAAUUCUAAAAUUUCAUCUGUAGAUAAAGAAAGUAUGAUGAAAUCUAUAAAAGAACAAAAGGAACCAAAAAAAGAAGUCGAUACAGCUACAGAUGCAUUCAAAUUAAAACUAUUGAAAUGUAAAGCUAGAAUAUACCUUAUGAAGCACCAAUUGAAACUAUGUAAAAGAGAAUGGAAGACAUUAGUUUCUUUGGGUACACCUGUAAAUACAUCAACUGUAUUUUUAAAAGCUAAUCUUGAAUAUUUAAGAGGGAAUUAUAAGAAAGCUAUUAAAUUAUUGAACUCUGUAACAUCAGAAAACUUAGAUUUUAAAUCUUGUGGAGAGUCUUCUGCUGUGUUAUAUUACAAUAACAUGGCAUGUUUACAUCUUGCUAUGGGUAAACCAAAUUUAGCAUGUUUUUAUUUACGAAAAGCUUUACAUGAAAAUAAAUGUGCUUUAAAAAGUGUACAAGUAAAAGAUAAUGAUCCUUUAUCUUCACAACCAUUGUGUACACUUGGUGGGAAUAAGCAUUAUGAAUUAAUGUAUAGUUUAGGUGUGUCACUACUACAUGCAGGUCAAGUAUUAGUAGCUUUUGAUUGUUUCAUGGAAGCUGCUCAGAAACUUCAUAAUAAUCCUAAAUUGUGGUUAAGGAUUGCUGAAUGCUGUAUUUAUUGUCAUAAACCGACAAAUGAAGUUGAUUUUAAUUCGAAACGAAGGAAAGACUUAGUACAAAAAGUUGUUGGUUCUGGAAUUUAUAGAAAAAUUAUUCUAGCUUCCUCCCUUUCCAAAGAUAUAAAAUAUCAUUCUGAGGGUUUCCCUUCUGCUAUACCACAAUUAACAUUAGAAUUUGCAUCUUUGUGUUUAAAAAAUGCAUUAUUUUUAUUGCCAAAUAAUAAUGAACUUAAUGUACCAAUUGCGAUUGCUGGUCCACAAACAGUACCUUUAUCAUUAACAGCUAGUCAUAAUUUAGGUGCACAACAUUCAAGUUUAAUGUCUCAAACUACAGCUAUUGAAGCAUUAAAUUUAAAAAUUAGUGUUUUGGCUGCAAGCGCUUAUGUAUGUUUAUGUCUUGGAGAUUAUGUUAUUGCUCUUGAACAUGCUAAAGUAUUAUUAAAUAUGAAUAAAUUGCCUGGAGCAUAUAGAAUGUUGGGAAAUCUUUAUGCUGCAGAAAGUUUGAUAUUUAUGGAUAAAAUUAGUGAAGCCAUUGAAUAUCUUAAACCAGAAAAUAUUCAAGACUUAAAUACUUCUAUACUUAUUCCUGAAACUCAGGAUAAAGAUAAAGACAAAUCCGACGAGGUUAUUUCAAAGCCUAUAAAAAUGUGGUAUCCGACGACAGUCCCUACUGGAAUUGCUGUACUUCGUUAUAAUUUAGCUGUAGCUUAUGCAAUUCGUGGUGAACUCGAUAAAUCCGGAGAAACCUUAAAACAAGUUUGGAUGUCGAAAGGUCCAGAUUGUGAUGUUCCUAUACAUGUAAUAAUGUUAAUUUUAUAUAUAGAAUUACAAUUAGGUCAUGUAGAUAUUUCAAGAUCAAUAAUAAAACAACAUUGUCCACAAUACCGUUGACGUUUCAUCGCUAUAAACAUGAGAAGUGAAUUACCGGUAAUGAUUUCACCAAUUGUUACUGGAAGUAAAUUUACUGGUUGGUAUUGGGGGCCUCUGGCCUGUAAUAUGGUCAUGGCCGUCUAGGCGAAUCACCCCAGGGCCUUAUACUGGACCUUACA
Messenger RNA from Eufriesea mexicana, 2350 nucleotides. It is a transcript of the gene Not10, whose product is annotated as CCR4-NOT transcription complex subunit 10. Gene Ontology annotation, molecular function: protein binding. Gene Ontology annotation, cellular component: CCR4-NOT complex. The record is from RefSeq and is a predicted model, not a curated record. Gene Ontology annotation, biological process: negative regulation of translation; mRNA catabolic process. The transcript is spliced from 11 exons. NCBI's taxonomy places the organism in Eukaryota, Metazoa, Arthropoda, Insecta, Hymenoptera, Apidae. Bases 117 to 2192 code for a protein of 691 amino acids.